AAUGGGUAAAUGCACCGAGUCAAACAUUCAUUCUAUAUGGCAAGAGCUACUGAUAAGUUAAGAGAAAUAUCAAAUUUUCUUCCAUCAGAAAACAUGAGGGUGAAAUAUGUAAGGCGUGGUGUAAUACGAGUGGUUAAAAUGGGAGAGUUUAAAAUAUUGUGCAAAGGCUCGCAGUAGGAUCAGUUGUAGUUGAGCUUCGUCAGGAAAGUUGGAAAGAUUAAGAUGGAGUCUAAGUUCGUGAUUUUCUUGUUGUUUGUCUUUAUGGCUGACAUGACUUCGGUCGUCAACAGUCAGAGUAAAACUACGGUGAGUUUGUCGUGUUAUGAUAUCUAGGCACUAGGGUUUACGUAUGGUACAUUUACUGGUAAUUUAAGCUAUAGCGAACAUUUAAUCAUUUAUAUUGGACAGCUGUAUCAGUUCUCGCUAGAAGACAAGUCUAUCAGUCCUUAUUGCUCCCGUGUUAUAUUACAAUAGGAAACCUAAAGUAAACUACGUUAUUUAAUACUGCCGCGUACAGGAUAUCUCGAUCAGUUCUAAACUGUUGUCCCUUCACGUUUAGAAUAAGGACAAUCCCUUAUUGCCCCAUGGAGUGUAAGCUCAGCAAUAGAUUUACUGCGGGAGUGCAGGGGUGUGGGCAACACACUCUGGAUCUGGCACGAUCAAUCCAUGUGUUAGCUACUAGACGAGCUACCUAAUUAACCAAACUCAUUUUAUUUAUACUAGACGUUUGAUAGCUCUUUGAGUUCUGUCGAAGCUGUUUUCGUUCAACUUCCAGUAUAAGGACCAUCUUGUGUUGCUAAUUGUGUUAUUAUAUCCUCAACAAAUCUUUGUCAUUUUUUAUUAGUCUUCUCAGGUGACCUGUGGUUCUGCCGGUAUCCCAGGUAUCCCUGGAAUUCCAGGAAAUCCCGGAAGAGAUGGUAUUCCGGGGUCACGUGGUCCUGCGGGAGGGAAAGGGGAGCCUGGGGAGAGAAGAGAUGAUUACGUAGAUCUGGUAAAGUCAAAUUGGAAGCAAUGCGUUUGGAAAAGAAAUGAUGGCAAAGACACUGGCUUGAUACAGGUUUAAUUAAGAAAUUAAGGAUAAUAUUUAUUUAAGUAACAGUUCCAACAUGAGAUAGAGAACAUUACUGGGAUUUCAAAGUCCAAGUGCGUUUUUAAAAAGAAUCGCGGACCAGCCUUAGCUGCUUAGGCCCCAGUUACACGAUACCGGAUUCGUAUCGGAGCGACAUCAAUUCAAGGUGUUUUCCAGUCAUGUCUGCUAUUACAACUUUUCAUAUAUGAAGUUUUUGUUUAAUUACCUCCGCCAGGAGGUUAUGUAAUCAUCUGGGUUUGUAUGUGUGUGUGUAUGUGUGUGUGUGUGUGUGUGUGUGUGUGUGUGUGUGUGUGUGUGUGUGUAUGUGUGUGUGUAUGUGUGUGUGUAUGUGUGUGUGUGUGUAUGUGUGUGUGUUUGUCUGUGAGCACGAUAACUCAAGAAAUACCAAACAUAUCCGUACGAAAUUUUUUGAAUGCAUUUCCCAUCGGCUAAGGAAGAACUGAUUAAAAUUUGGUUGAAUUUGGUUAAAAAUUGAAUGAGAAAUAACAAAAGUUUGUCUUGCUUUUCCCGGUCAAUUAAAUAAAACUUUAUACUGAAUGCGUAAUUAGGACGUGCAUAAUAUAUGCACCAGCCAUUCAAAUUCUAAUAACAAUAGAUUACUUCAAUAUUUUGCGCGUAGGCGGAGGUAUGCAGUCUCUGAGUGCCCUCUAGUUAUGUUAUGUUAUCAUAUUUUAAGUGCCAAAUUCAUCUCGAAGCAGUAAAAUUGGAUGUCGCUCCAAUGCGAGUCCGGUGUUGUGUAACUGGGUCGAGUAUUUGAACUGACGUCCGUCAAACGUUGUAAUUUAUAGUUCUGAUUUUAAAGUUCUAGUACUUUAGUUCACUGUAGGAGAUCCUCCUUUAGUUUCUUCUGUGAAUUAAUGAGUUUGGGAAAAUAUUCUUACGACCUACUUUGGUAGCAAAUUUUAAAUGUUUAGUUCACACUUGGCUAAGUUGCUGGCCAAUUUCUAAACUGCGCAUUCCUACCCUGCAACCAAACCUUAAUCAUUACCCUAAUCCAAACCUAUUCGGAACAAACGUAGACGAAAUCUUAAGAUAAUCCUAGUCCCUACCCUGAUAUAUGUAAUCCUUACCUACUCGUAGUCUAGUUAUAAUCCUUGCGGCUUACUCUAGUAGUAAUCCUAACUGAAUCCCACUUUUUUCCAAUCCUAAACUUUUCAUCUAAUCACUAAAUUAUUCCCACAUUAACCUACUCAAACCCAAUGUCCUAACCCUAAGGUGACCCUAAUCUAAUCCUAUCUCUGAUCUAAUCCUAACCUAAUCUAAUUCUUACUGUAACCUUAAUCUAAUCCUUACAUUUGUCUAAUCUAAUCCUAAGCCUUUAAAGCCUCAUGUAAUCCUUACCCUAAACCUAAUCAUAAGUUUAUCGUAAUUACCCUUUGUCUGUUCUGUUCAUAUAGAACUGUAUUUUCAUCAAGAAAUAUGACAACACCUCACUCCGUGUGUUCUACGCAGGGAACCUACGUUCUAAUGGCAGAGCUGUUUGCAAUCGAUGGUAUUUUACAUUUGAUGGCGCAGAAUGUACAAAACCAGCGACUAUUGAAGGAGCUGUUUACGUCUCCCCAUCCCAAGCCAACCCCCAUCGUCACCGCCAUAUCGAAGGCUACUGUAACCAGGUUCCUAAAGGUCACAUACGUGUGGGGUUCUGGAUAGGCAAGUGUCAGGGUAGUAGUCUCGGAGAUGGUUAUACUGGUUCGUAUUCCAUGUCUCGUAUUGUGAUUGAAGAAGUACCACCUCCUCAAGCUUAAUAUCAUAUUAUCAUUCAAGAAAAAUAAUUUAUUUAAAUUAUACUAUAUGACCAAAUUAUACAAGUAUACUCGGACUUUUACAAAAAGACUUUGAGAAAAUUAUAUUUGUAAUUGUUGAUGUAAUGUUCAUUGUCAG
Molecule: messenger RNA, 2971 nt
Organism: Paramuricea clavata
Lineage: Eukaryota; Metazoa; Cnidaria; Anthozoa; Malacalcyonacea; Plexauridae
Source: the annotation of a GenBank genome assembly